Molecule: messenger RNA, 801 nt
Organism: Indicator indicator
Lineage: Eukaryota; Metazoa; Chordata; Aves; Piciformes; Indicatoridae
Gene: KCTD15
Product: potassium channel tetramerization domain containing 15
Exons: 5
Coding region: 1-801 (266 amino acids)
Biological process (GO): protein homooligomerization
Molecular function (GO): protein binding
Source: RefSeq, a predicted model, not a curated record
AUGUGGAUUCAUAAUGGGGAGGGAAGAAGCAUGUCCCGUCUGUCUCUAACACGCUCCCCGGUUUCUCCUCUGGCCGCCCAAGGAAUCCCUCUGCCAGCUCAGCUCACCAAGUCCAACGCUCCCGUGCACAUCGAUGUAGGAGGGCACAUGUACACCAGCAGCCUGGCUACCCUCACCAAGUACCCAGACUCCAGAAUAAGUCGUCUAUUUAAUGGCACAGAGCCCAUUGUCCUGGACAGUUUGAAACAGCAUUAUUUCAUUGAUCGAGAUGGGGAAAUCUUCAGGUACAUAUUAAGCUUCCUAAGGACAUCUAAGCUCCUGCUCCCGGAUGACUUCAAGGACUUCAAUCUUUUAUAUGAAGAAGCAAAGUACUACCAGCUGCAGCCAAUGAUUAAGGAACUGGAGCGGUGGAAACAAGAGAAAGAACAAAGGAAACAUUUCCAGCCUUGUGACUGCUUGGUCGUAAGAGUGACUCCAGAUCUAGGGGAGCGGAUUGCACUGAGUGGGGAGAAAGCUCUCAUAGAAGAGAUCUUUCCAGAGACUGGGGAUGUGAUGUGCAACUCUGUGAACGCCGGCUGGAACCAGGACCCUACCCACGUCAUUAGGUUUCCUCUCAACGGCUACUGCCGCUUGAAUUCCGUGCAGGUGCUGGAGAGGUUGUUCCAGAAGGGCUUCAGUGUGGCAGCCUCGUGCGGCGGCGGGGUGGACUCGUCGCAGUUCAGCGAGUACGUGCUGUGCCGCGAGGACCGGCGGCUGCAGCCCACCCCCACUAUCAGGAUAAAGCAGGAGCCCCUGGACUAG